Molecule: messenger RNA, 480 nt
Organism: Rotaria sp. Silwood1
Lineage: Eukaryota; Metazoa; Rotifera; Eurotatoria; Philodinida; Philodinidae
Source: the annotation of a GenBank genome assembly
AUGGUAUCGACACUUACAUUUUUUAUUUUACUAUCAAUCGGAUUUAUUCAAGGUGCACUUACUACAAAUGAGUCGUGUAAAGUUGAAGUAUACGAUUCAUCCGAUCCAUGUGGUGGUUCAAUUUGGGUUCCCCGCUCAUGUGAUUCAGCAACACUCAAUUUAGAUGCCACGCGUUUUACAUCAUGCACUGCGGUCAGUAUUUCAUGGGCUUAUCCAAUGAAUAAUUUUACUAUCAUUAUUGAAACACCGUUUACACAACAGCUUCAAUCAUAUUCUGUUACUAUUGAUAAUUGGCUUAUCAAAGAAUCUGAUAUUCGGGUCUAUCGAAUACUAGACGGACGAGAAACUGAAGUAAAAUCAACUGAUGAUGUUAUAGUACAAAAUUCGGAUUCCAAUUAUCAAGUCAUACUUAAAUUACAAGCUCCAUCGACGAUCGGUUUAUAUGUAUUGCCUUUCAAUUAUAAAGUCAUCAAACUAUAA